AUGAAUACUUCUUCACUGAACCACUCUUCGACGACCUGGAAACCCGAGUCUGUUAUAAUUUCUCUGGCUUUUUCGCUUAUUUUUUUGGUCGGCACCGUUGGAAACUGCCUAGUCCUUGCAGUUCUACUACGUAACGGACAGAUGAAAACAACUAACUUAUUUAUCCUGAACCUUGGGGUGGCAGACUUGUGUUUUAUAGUUUUCUGCGUUCCUUUUCAAGCCACAAUCUACACCUUGGACGAGUGGGUCUUUGGUUCUUUUGUGUGCAAGGUGGUACACUUCAUCAUUUUCCUGACCAUGUACGCAAGCAUCUUUACGCUGGUGGCGGUGUCACUUGACAGGUACCUAGCCAUCCGUUACCCUCUCCGCUCCAGAGAGAUGAGGACACCUAAGAACGCCCUCACAUCCAUCUGCCUGGUGUGGGGCAUGUCCCUGGUCUUCUCCUCCCCUUACCUCAGCUACUACCGGCUGAUUGACCUGGACGGCAGCAUGCUCUGCAUCCCCGCAUGGGAGGCCCGGCCACGCAGGGCGAUGGACAUCUGCACCUUCGUGUUUGGCUACCUUCUCCCCGUCGUGGUGCUCAGCCUGACCUACGCCCGCACCAUCCGCUACCUGUGGACCACCGUGGACCCCAUGAAGGACAUGUCGGAGAUCAGGCGGUCCAAGCGUAAGGUCACUAAGAUGAUCAUCAUCGUGGCAGUGCUCUUCUGCCUCUGCUGGCUGCCCCAUCACCUGGUCCUCCUCUGCAUGUGGUCCGGACAUUUCCCCCUCAACCACGUCACCUACGUCCUCCGCAUCCUCUCCCACCUGGUGGCCGACGCCAACUCCUGCCUCAACCCCAUCGUCUACGCCCUGGUGUCCAAACACUUCCGCAAAGGCUUCCGGAAGGUGUUUGGGUGCGCCUUCAGGAAGAGCGUGGUCAACAAGGUGCAUGUGGUUCAGGCGGUUCAUACGGUCAGCAGUGUGGAGGGCGGGUCCAGUGAAACAUCCAAUCAGAGCCAGCCUCAGAGCGGGCCUGUGGAAGACAAGCGUGGGUUGAAGACGGGCCUGCAGAUGGACCGUGGCAGCAGGCAGGAUCCUCAGAGCAGUGGCAGUGGGAACAUGAGUUCAAUCCCCAGCGGGCAGAGAGAGACCGUGGUGGCACCACAAGAAAAACAGUUAGUAGCUGAAAAUACCACUUCCAAGAAAGGCAAUGUGUAA
Molecule: messenger RNA, 1200 nt
Organism: Hypomesus transpacificus
Lineage: Eukaryota; Metazoa; Chordata; Actinopteri; Osmeriformes; Osmeridae
Product: galanin receptor 2a
Exons: 2
Coding region: 1-1200 (399 amino acids)
Biological process (GO): adenylate cyclase-modulating G protein-coupled receptor signaling pathway; neuropeptide signaling pathway
Cellular component (GO): membrane
Molecular function (GO): galanin receptor activity
Source: RefSeq, a predicted model, not a curated record